Molecule: messenger RNA, 1350 nt
Organism: Hyphopichia burtonii NRRL Y-1933
Lineage: Eukaryota; Fungi; Ascomycota; Pichiomycetes; Serinales; Debaryomycetaceae
Exons: 1
Coding region: 61-1305 (414 amino acids)
Cellular component (GO): cytoplasm
Molecular function (GO): ATP hydrolysis activity; GTP binding
Source: RefSeq, a predicted model, not a curated record
CUAACAAAAAAAUUUUCAGGGAAGAGAUUUUGCAAGCAUUAGCGAUAGAUUAAUAGAAAUAUGGGAAGAGAAACCGUGGUGGCACUUGUCGGGAAGCCGUCGAGUGGGAAGAGUACCACCUUGAACUCGUUGACUUCUGCACAGGCGAAAGUUGGGGCAUUUCCCUUCACUACAAUUGAGCCAAAUAAGGCUAGUGGAUUUCUUGAAGUUGAAUGUGCUUGUUCAAGAUUUGGUAAAUCUGAAUCCUGUAAACCUAAUUACGGGUACUGUCGAGGAGGGAAACGAGGAGUGCCAAUCAUGUUAUUAGACGUUGCUGGAUUGGUUCCUAAUGCUCAUUUAGGUCGAGGUUUGGGUAAUAAAUUUUUAAGUGAUUUAACCGAAGCAGAUUGUUUAAUUCAUAUUGUUGAUGUGAGUGGUACCACUGACGCUGAAGGGAAAGCUACAAGAGGGUAUGAUCCUCUCAACGAUAUAGAAUGGUUACAAGACGAAAUAUUCCAUUGGAUUUUGGGGAAUUUAAUGGAAAAAUGGGGGUCAGUAGUAAGACGUCAUACUUCAACUAAAUCAAGUACUUUAGAAACUUUAAGACAACAAUUGGGUGGUUAUAACGCUAAUAAAGAAUUGAUUGCUCGUGCCUUGGACUUGGUCAACCCUUUACCGCCUUUACAAGAAUGGGAUAAUGCCAAAAUCGAAGAAGUGGUUCGUGCUUUUAUGGAUGUUAAGUUUCCAACCGUAUUAUCCUUAAAUAAAAUGGAUCAUCCUGAUUCAGAUAAAAACGUUAGUAAAAUCAUCUUGAAACACCCAAAACUGAGAUGUGUCUUAACUUCUUCCAUAACUGAAGUUUUCUUAAGAAAAUUAGCCAGUCAAAAUUAUAUAAAAUAUGACCUGGGUACCGAAUUCAUAGAUACCAUCGAUGAUUUGGGUCCAGAAAGUGGUCUUAAACCUUUGGAUGAUAAAAUCCGUAACAGAAUUGAAAACAUCCGGGAUUUGGUUCUCUAUCGUUUUGGGUCAACCGGUUUGGUUCAACUUUUACAAGAAGCUGCUAAUUUACUAGACUUGGUUCCUGUUUAUCCAGUAAGAAAUAUCAAUACCUUCACCGGCGGGUCAGGUGAAUACGUUUUCCGUGAUUGCGUCUUGAUUAAAAAGGGUACUCCCGUCAUCUCAGUCGCCCGUAAGAUCAUGGGUGAAGUUACCAUUGCUUCGAUUGAAGGGGUUGGUGGAACCAGAGUCGGUGAAGAGGAUACCGUUGAUGUUGGCAAAAACGAUAUAUUAAGUUUCAAAAUCGUCCCUGGUGGUGGUGCCCAUUAGUCUUGUAGUUUAUAGAAGUUGUAUAUAAUGUAUUUUUACGAAUUA